AUGCCCAUUGGCCACAACGUGCCAGGCACACAGAGAGCCACUGCCCAGGGCGCGGGACCUGAGAACCGGCCGGCGGGCAGCCCGAGGCCACCUGGAGGCUGCGAGCAAGGCGAGACUGCCGCAGAUCUGCGUGGGCACGUGGGCACGCACAACACGCAGCUAGCGCCGGCCCCGGAGCGUGGGCGCCGUCCCAGCCUCCUGCUUCGGGAGCGCGGCGCCCGCAGCCCCCCAGCGCGGCCUGGCCGAGCGGCGGCCGAGUCUUCCCGCUCCUCGCCACACCACUCGCCACACCCUCAGUUGCCCAUCAGUCCCCUGCUUCGUUUCCCCGACAAGCACCUCUGCUUCCCCGAGGACAUCCGCGCUGCGGCGCUGUCUGCCGCCGGCCUCGGCCCCCACGCCAGGCCCCCUCCGAACACGCUCAUGCCCCCGCUGGCCUGCCCGGCGCGGACAGGAGGCGGCUGGCGCUGCUCCCUGCCCCCGGCUGGGUACGAGCACCAGCUGGGAGCCGGGAAACGGCGCAAGGGGCCUCUUCCCACUUCCACAGCCCCCGUGAAAGUCGAGGGCAUCAGCAGCCUCUUCAGCUCCCUGAAGGUGGUGCGGCUGCUGCGGCUGGGGCGCGUGGCCCGCAAGCUGGACCACUACAUCGAGUACGGGGCGGCGGUGCUGGUGCUGCUGGUGUGCGUGUUCGGGCUGGCCGCGCACUGGAUGGCCUGCAUCUGGUACAGCAUCGGGGACUACGAGAUCUUCGACGAGGACACCAAGACCCUGCGCAACAACAGCUGGCUGUAUCAGCUGGCCCUGGACGCGGGCACGCCCUACCAGUUCAACGGCUCGGGCUCGGGCAGGUGGGAGGGCGGGCCCAGCAAGAACUCGGUGUACAUCUCCUCCCUCUACUUCACCAUGACCAGCCUCACCAGCGUGGGCUUCGGGAACAUCGCCCCGUCCACCGACAUCGAGAAGAUCUUCGCCGUGGCCAUCAUGAUGAUCGGCUGGAUGCGGCUCCUUCGUGUGCGUCUCCGGCAUCGAGCCCAGGCCUGCCACCCGCAGGCACUCAAGACCGUGUUUCGUGAGCAAAACCAGACAUCUCCCAAAGGCCCUGGCAGCCCGCCAACAGGACCAGCAGGUGGGGUGCCCCGAGGAGCGGCGGCCAGCAUGCCCAGGACAAGCACUCACGGCCAGCCACCCGUGGGCCCGCACGCCCCGCCGGGGCCGGCCCCCGGCCCCCAGCGCCGCCACACGCUCCCAGCCAGCGAGUUUCGCUGCCUCACCCCAGAGGACGCCACCAGUGUGUUUGAGAUCGAGCGGGAAGCCUUCAUCUCCGUCUCGGGCGUCUGCCCCCUGCACCCGGCUGAGAUCCUGCGCUUCCUGACCCUGUGUCCAGAGCUGUCCCUGGGCUGGUUCGAGGAGGGCUGCCUCGUGGCCUUCGUCAUCGGCUCGCUGUGGGACGAGGAGAGGCUCACGCAGGUGAGGGCGGCCGGAGCCGGGCCGCUGCCCCCGCAGUGCCCCGGCAGAGGCCCCGCGGCGGCCUGUCCACCAUGGCCAAGCCCGCCGGCAAAGACUCGGGCCUGA
Messenger RNA from Condylura cristata (star-nosed mole), 1569 nucleotides. RefSeq names its product aralkylamine N-acetyltransferase (gene AANAT). The transcript has 9 exons. Gene Ontology annotation, biological process: regulation of membrane potential; potassium ion transmembrane transport. NCBI's taxonomy places the organism in Eukaryota, Metazoa, Chordata, Mammalia, Eulipotyphla, Talpidae. Gene Ontology annotation, molecular function: delayed rectifier potassium channel activity. Gene Ontology annotation, cellular component: membrane. Bases 1 to 1569 code for a protein of 522 amino acids. The record is from RefSeq and is a predicted model, not a curated record.